AUGGAGAUCGCGCCUUCCAACACGAAUAAAGUAUCAGUAGCAGCGGCCGCCAUCAAUGAUCAAGAAUUCAGCCCUGAACUUUUGCGAUUCUUCUACAACCGCCUCUUCCCUUAUCAACCCAUGUUUAAAUGGCUUUCCUACGGAAAUGAUCCUGACAAUGAUGCUGCCCAUAUCGUCCGGGAUUACUUCGCCUGUCGUGAAUUUUCCUUUACGAUAAAUGAUGACAUCUACAUACGAUAUCAAUCAUUCCGGGAUGCCUCCGAAAUGGAGUCAGCGAUACAGAAGAAACAACCUCACAAAAUAGACAUAGGGGCCGUGUUUACGCUGCCUCCCAAAGAUCAUCACACUGUUAAAGCAGAGGCCUUCAAACCCGUGGAACGCGAGCUCAUUUUCGACAUCGACAUGACAGACUACGACGACAUCCGAAGCUGUUGCACAGGGGCCAAAAUUUGUCCCAAGUGCUGGGUCUUCAUGACCAUGGCCGUGAAAGUCGUGGACACCGCCUUACGGGAGGAUUUCGGGUUUCGAUAUAUUUUGUGGGUGUACUCCGGUCGGCGCGGCGUGCAUUGUUGGGUGUGCGAUCCCAACGCCCGUGCCUUGUCGAACGAUGGGCGUAGCGCCGUGGUGGAAUACUUGUCGUUGCCGCGGGGAAACGAGAAGAGCAAGGGGAAGAACGGGGGGUUGUCCUGGCCCCUCCAUCCGUCCUUUACGCGGGCUUUUGACAUCUUGGAGCCCAUGUUCGAGUCAGGGGUCCUUGGGGAGGCAGGACAGGGGGUGUUGGACUCAGAGAAUUCGUGGGACACCCUUUUGGACACGCUCCCCGACGAAGACCUGGCCAACCGGCUUCGAAGGGAAAUGCGACGCUUGACCAACGCGCAGGACCGAUGGCUCGAGAUCAAAUCCCAGGUGCGCGCGGCAAGUUCUGCCCAUGCCAGUGGAAACGCCCGCCGGCAGAGUCGUGGUGGCCGGGCAGGGAACGGUCUCUUCGCCCUCGACCUGUGGAAGUACGAGGUGGUUUUCCAGUAUUGCUACCCUCGGUUGGACGUGAACGUGUCGAAGGGCACCAACCACUUGCUCAAAUCGCCCUUCGCGGUCCACCCGAAGACGGGACGUGUGUGCGUGCCCAUUGAUCCCGAGGAUGUGGACAAUUUCGACCCAUUUCGGGUCCCCACGCUGAAGGCCUUGGCCGCGCAGAUUGACGCCUACGAUGCCCAGAAUGCUCAAAAUGCAUCGGCCAAAGCACUGCCCGAUUACAAAAAAACGGAGCUGAAAAGCGCCGUGGAGCUGCUGGAGCGAUGUGUGGUGGAUCCUGUGGCCCUGGCUACGAAGAGGCGAUUGAAACUGGAGAGGGAGAAGGAGGCUGCCAUGAUCGGAGACUUCUACCCCUGA
Molecule: messenger RNA, 1389 nt
Organism: Nannochloropsis gaditana CCMP526
Gene: PRI1
Product: DNA primase small subunit
Exons: 3
Coding region: 1-1389 (462 amino acids)
Biological process (GO): DNA replication, synthesis of primer
Cellular component (GO): alpha DNA polymerase:primase complex
Source: RefSeq, a predicted model, not a curated record